Molecule: messenger RNA, 1218 nt
Organism: Miscanthus lutarioriparius
Lineage: Eukaryota; Viridiplantae; Streptophyta; Magnoliopsida; Poales; Poaceae
Source: the annotation of a GenBank genome assembly
AUGCCGAGCCAGCUCGUGUUCCCGCGGAGCUCGCCCUCGUUCGCGUCCGUGCUGGCGUCGUCCAUCCGGAACCCCAAGUUCAUGGUCCCCGGCACGGCGCGGCCGCUCUGCGUGGCCACGCCCGCGACCGCCUCCCACGUCCAGGCCGCCGUGCUGUGCGGCCGCCGCCACGGGGUGCGCCUCCGCGUGCGCAGCGGCGGGCACGACCUGGAGGGCCUCUCGUACCGCUCGGCCGCGCGCGCCGACGAGGACGAGGACGCGGCCUUCGCGGUGCUCGACCUCGCGGGCCUCCGCGCCGUCCGCGUCGACGUGGAGACCGCCACCGCGUGGGUCGACUCCGGCGCCACGGUCGGCGAGCUCUACUACGCGGUGGGCAGGGCCAGAGGCGACCGGCUGGCGUUCCCGGCCGGCCUGUGCCCGACCAUCGGCGUCGGGGGCCACCUCAGCGGCGGCGGCUUCGGCAUGCUCCUGCGCAAGUACGGCGUGGCGGCCGACCACGUCGUCGACGCGCUGCUCGUGGACGCCCGGGGCCGGCAGCUGGACAGGGACGCCAUGGGCGCCGACGUCUUCUGGGCGAUCCGCGGAGGCGGGGGCGCCAGCUUCGGCGUCGUGCUGUCGUGGCAGGUCAGGCUCGUCCCCGUCCCGCCUGUCGUCACGGCGUUCAAGGUCCCGGUCUCCGUCGACCGCGGCGCCGUGGGCGUGCUCACCAGGUGGCAGACGGCCGCCAGCAAGGCCACCUCCGACUACGUCCGACAGCCCCUUACCAGGGCCGCCUGGGCGGAGAUAUUCGCGUGGCUGGCGAAGGCCAACGCGGGGCUCAUGAUCCUGGACCCCUACGGCGGCAGGAUCGGCAGCGUGCCCGAGUCCGACACGCCGUUCCCGCACCGCGGCGGCGUGCUGUUCAACACCCAGUACAUGAACUUCUGGUCGGCGGCGCGCGGCGACGCGGCGGCGGGGACCAAGUGGAUCAGGGACAUGUACGCGUUCAUGGAGCCGCACGUGAGCAAGAACCCCAGGGAGGCCUACUUCAACUACAGGGACCUUGACCUGGGGCAGAACGUCGUCGUGGGCAACGUCAGCAGCUACGAGGCCGGCAAGGUGUGGGGCGAGAAGUACUUCGAGGGUAACUUCCGGAGGCUCGCCAUGGCAAAGGCCCAGAUUCCUGACGACUACUUCAGGAACGAGCAGAGCAUCCCUCCGCUUGUGGCGAGCAACUAG